This is a messenger RNA of Eimeria acervulina, 450 nucleotides long. RefSeq lists its product as hypothetical. The transcript is spliced from 2 exons. The record is from RefSeq and is a predicted model, not a curated record. The coding region runs from base 1 to 450 and encodes 149 amino acids. NCBI's taxonomy places the organism in Eukaryota, Apicomplexa, Conoidasida, Eucoccidiorida, Eimeriidae.
AUGUACCUAGGGAUUUGUGAGGGGGUGAUCAUGGACGUUAACGUGGACGGGCCCCCGCUCGCAAGACUGCGCGGGACCCCUUCUACACACGAGGGGUGGGCGCGCAUCCUUAUUGAGGCUGCUAAGAAGAAGGGAACGUUGUUACAAGCCGACGUGCUGGCCGCCCUCUUUGCUUUUUGGGCCUUGCGCGAGCCUGAGCAACAACCCAUUCUCAGCGCUGCACUAACGAUGUUCAUGAAGGUCCGUGAGAUAUUUGCCCCCACCUAUCGAAAGCACCUUAACGCGGCCAGCAUGGCAUGGGACUACUACGAGUUCUUGUCAACCCUGCAGGCCGACGUAAUUUUCGUGGGCGAAGCUUGGCCGGUGACCGGUCGUGCCCUCAAGACGAAGAAAGAGAGCUACAAGUGCCGGGGGAAGACGUCAUCGUCGCGGGAGAUGCCGCCGCCAUAG